This is a messenger RNA of Torulaspora globosa, 4029 nucleotides long. RefSeq names its product Rav1p (gene RAV1). The transcript has a single exon. The coding region runs from base 1 to 4029 and encodes 1342 amino acids. The record is from RefSeq and is a predicted model, not a curated record. Gene Ontology annotation, biological process: vacuolar acidification. Gene Ontology annotation, cellular component: RAVE complex. Gene Ontology annotation, molecular function: protein binding. Lineage: Eukaryota; Fungi; Ascomycota; Saccharomycetes; Saccharomycetales; Saccharomycetaceae.
AUGUCACUCAGAUUCCUUCCAGGGCGGCCAAAUGAUACGCAAGGGUCAACCUGCCAGGUCCGAUGGCAAGAGCAGAUCGUAUUCGCCUACUGCUCGGGAAACAAUGUGAUAUUGCUCUCGAAUCAAUUUAGCCGGCUGCAAACAAUCUAUCUCGAAGAGGAUGGGAUAGCGGUGGACAUCAAUCCGGCUAAUGGUUUCAUAGCUGUCGCUGUUGGAAAAACUGUUAAUGUUUACAAGCCAAUUUAUCAGGUUAUGAAGACCCCGAAAUGGGAAUUCUGUUGCCAGAUAUUUCACGACGAUACUAGGGUGAAUUCCUUAUGUUGGGGUGAUUCUAACGAGAUUGCAAUAGGUUCAAACUAUCUGUCAUUUUGGAAGCUCAGAGACGAAUUUGGGGAGUACAAACCACUGCUUCUAUGGAAUAAGAGACAGCCAAGGCCGGUCUACCAAUGUAAGGUUUCAGAGAACUCUCAACUGAUUGCAAGUUUUGGGAAAUAUGAUUCUACAGUGAAACUUUGGAGGCGAAUCUCUAUCAGUGGAGAACAGGAUAUAUUCAACUUGACACUGCUUCCGCAUGCGGCUCCAGUCACAACAAUAAGGUGGAAGAAGUCAGGCCCAAAGUGCAAUGAUAGAGAGUUUGACGAGCUGCAAGUCAUAUAUAUUCUUUGCACCGAUAAAAGGCUACGUGUGUGGUCAUGUUACGAGACGGACUCAAAUCGCACAGUCCAGCAAUGGGGUUCUUUACAACUAAGCAGCGAGCAGAAAUACUGUCUUUUAAUUGAUAACUGGAUCCUGCGAAAGUGUCUGGGCAAAGGCCUACCGAAAUUAAAAGGUAUUGAUGAGGAAUGCGAUUUAGCUCUUCUUGGAUCUCCGGAAGGUCGCUUCGAUGUAAUCAUGUUGACAGGGCUGUCAGUUUGUCCACCAAGGCCUAUGGGAAGGAACCAACUGCCGUCUAAGCAAGUAAGAUGUGCUUCUUUCGUCAAUGAUCCGGACUUUGUCUACUUCGCCGAAGCGCAACCUUACGACAGUUCCAGCGAAAUGAUGUCAGUAGUCGUUCACGAUCUUCGAGGUGUAAUCAGACAAUCGGUGUUCAACGUGAGACAUCUGUUUGAUAAUGAGCACUCAGAAAUUGGUGAGUUACAGAAUAAACUGACAGGCCACAACAAAUCUGUUCAGCGACUUGUGCGGAGCAGUGACGGUGAAGCAAUGCUUACGAUUUCCAGGUUUUCUGAGAAUUGCGUAUGGCGUCCAAACAAGAAAGACAGUGCUUCACUGCAACUGACGAAUAUCAUAAACACAAAGAAGCCCAUCAAGCUGGCUAUUAUACACGAGAAAGGUCAAUUGGUCAUUUGUCUUUUAGAGAACUCAAAAAUACAAGCGUGGCACUGUCCCCGCGAUCGAGACGAAAAGAAGAGAUCACUACUGAAAGCAGAGUAUGAAUUGCCCUUCAUUCCCGAACUUGGUGAACCAGUAUUGAUGUUAAACACACCCGAACAGAGGCAUAAUCAUGAAAGACACUUUAUUGCAUUGAUUUACCGUGAUGGUACCGUGAAAGCUUUCAAAGUCUCCUUUGCCACAGGAAUAGAAGAAAUUCAGUCUGAAAGACUGAACAUUGUAACCGAGCGGAUUUAUCGUGUCUCUACGAUCGACCCAGUUCACAGCCAAUUUUACAGCAAUAGGCCGUUAAUAACUUUAACAACAGAAAAAGGUGUAAUCACAACAUAUAAAGCGUUAGUGGACAGUGAAGCUCAAAAGAUUAAGUGGAUCAAGGAUUUCGAAGUAAACACUGGGAUCGAAAAUAUCGCUCUCAUUCGAGGUUCAUCCACUGGUAAGCUGUGUAUAGCAGACUCUACCGGCGGGAAACUUUCUUUAUGGGAUAUGAAAAGAGGCGUUUUGGAAUACGAGGAGUGUUUUGACGACAUCAUAGAGGAUAUUGAUUGGACAAGCACGGCUUUCGGUCAAAGCAUAGUGUCGAUCGGUUUCAAGUCGUACGCACUUUUGUACACGCAGCUAAGAUACGACUACACAAAUCACAACCCAAGCUAUCUCCCGAUCGAGAAGAUCGACAUCACAGCGCACACAGAUCAUGAUAUAGGUGACUCAAUUUGGUUGAAGGAUGGAACCUUUGUUGUAGCUUCUGGCAAUCAAUUUUACGUCAAAGAUAAGUACUUUGAUCAAAAUGAUCCAUUCACCCAUCACUCAAUCGGCUCGAGAAAGAUUUUAUCGAACGAUAUACUUCAUCUGAGCAGUGUUUUAAAUGGUCCACUACCGGUUUAUCACCCGCAGUUCCUAAUUCAAGCCCUAUUCGCAAACAAGCUUCAGCUGACGAAGGAAAUUUUGCUAAGACUUUUCUUAGAAUUAAGAAAGUUUAACUUCGGAUCAGAAGAUUUAAUCAACUUAAGCUCUAAUCUUCACAUAGAAAGUGAUAAGUUUUUGAUUUAUCACGACCGGGACUACCCUGAGACUGUUUUUCCAGAUCCGUUUCCAGAGUACAAUGCAAAAGUUUCAGCGGCUCUGACAGAGCAACUGACGAAGGUUACCUUACCUUACCUCACACGGCACCAACAGAUUACCAUCAUAACUGUCAUCGGAGCUCUUAAUGAUAUUAUGGAAAACGAAUCAGUGGUAGACUAUAAUGGGAUAAGAUUUUUACUUGGAGUCAAACUAUUUAUGUCCCACAAGAACACCCAAAAAGAGUUGCUUAUGAGAGAUGUAGCAUGGGCACUGCACUCAGAUAGCAAGGAGCUGUUGAUGGCAAUCUGCGGAAGUAACAUGGUUUCUUGGGAGAAGGCACGAGAGUUCAAAGUAGCAUACUGGUCCAGAGAGAGUGACUUGCUCAAUUUAUUUGAGCAGAUCGCCAAAUAUGAGUUCUCAAAGAACGAAACCAGAGAUCCAAGUAGAUGUGCGAUUUUUUAUUUGGCAUUAAAGAGAAAACAAAUACUUAUAAGUCUAUGGAAGAUGUCUUUCGGUCAUCCUGAGCAGCAGAAGAUGCUGAAAUUUUUGAGUAACGACUUUAGUCAACCGAGAUGGAGAAGCGCGGCUCUGAAAAAUGCAUUUGUUUUAAUGAGUAAACAUCGGUUCAUGGAUGCGGCAUGUUUUUUCUUACUUGCCAAAUCCUUGGAAGAUGCUGCAAAUGUAUUAUACAAGCAAGUGAAAGACAUGGACUUAGCCAUCGCGGUGUGUAGAGUCUAUGAAGGCGACAAUGGACCAGCCCUGGGAGGCUUACUAUCCAAACAAGUCUUACCUGAGGCUAUCAUUCAGAAUGAUAGGUGGAUGACAAGUUUCAUUUAUUGGAAGUUGCGGAAACAGCAUAUGGCGAUAAAGGCUUUGGUGACUCAACCAAUCGAUUUAGAGGAGAAUGCGGAGCUUGUGAAUGAAGAAAUAUGCAUCAAAAGGUCUUUUUUAGUCGAGGAUCCAGCAUUACUGAUUCUUUACAGUCAUUUGCGGAAAAGAAACAUCAAUUACUUUAUGGGAUCUUUGGAAAUCGAAAACAGACUCGAGUAUAGCUCAGUUCUCAGAGUAACUGACAUUCUGAAACGAAUGGGGUGUGAAUAUUUAGCUUUGUCUCUGACAAAGAACUGGGAGUUCAUCAAAGACAAUCAGAGCCACGAGAACGGUUUUCAGUCACCGAAAGUGGACGAGGCAGGCUUUACCAUAACUUCUAUCGCAAAUGAACCGACCAAGACAGAAUUGGUUAGACCGAGUUUGUUCGAUAAAUUUCUAGACAGCGAUUCCACAUUCAAGAACACUGGUCCGCGCUCAGAUAACGUUUCAUCAGCGACCGAGACAAGGAAUUUACUCGAUGAUUUUAUGACACCGUCAACCAAUCAAAGCAGCCCGAGAAAUCUUUUGGAUGACUUUUCAUCAUCCAAUUCGAAUUCUGCAUCCACUGCAUCUCAGAGUAUUUUGAAUGAAUACCGCUUAAAUUCUCGUGGAACUGAAUCAUCAACGGAUGGUGUCAAAGACAUGUUGCAAAUUGAUGCCAAGCCGGCCAAAAACGCUCCAAGAAGCUUGCUUGACGACUUCAUGUAG